Messenger RNA from Penicillium paradoxum, 1140 nucleotides. RefSeq names its product putative oxidative stress response protein Oxr1. The record is from RefSeq and is a predicted model, not a curated record. The transcript has 2 exons. The coding region runs from base 1 to 1140 and encodes 379 amino acids. Gene Ontology annotation, biological process: response to oxidative stress. Lineage: Eukaryota; Fungi; Ascomycota; Eurotiomycetes; Eurotiales; Aspergillaceae. Gene Ontology annotation, cellular component: nucleus.
AUGUCGUCCGCGUCACAAGGAAAAACCGCCUCCCACACUACCUCCUCCUCCACUCCAGCAUCGCCCACCCCCCAAAGACCACCCUACCACUCCGCCGCCUCCUACUUCUCCUACCCCGUCAGCCACGUCGUCUCUGGGCUUUACCGUCGUAUAACCGACCCCGAUAUAGGCAAAGAAAUGCCGUCAAUCAUGCCAUGGUCGAGGUCUUCCACUUCCUCCGAAGUCUUCGCACCGCGCCGAACAGCCUCACCCUUCCAACCACCACCACUCACACCCCUCACCCUCGAAAUCCCCAAAUCCGCAGACUUACUGCAACAACAACUCCUCACGCGCGCACUAGCAGAAGAAAUCCGCCUGCUAGUACCCCCCCGCCUCCAACUUGCCGAGACCUGGCGUCUCGCCUACAGCCUCGAUCGCGAUGGCGCCUCCCUCUCCACCCUCUACGAGAACUGCGCCGAGUUCUCGCACCGUAGCCCGCGGGCGGGCUACGUCCUCGUCAUACGUGACUCCUCCCCCUCCGGCACCGUCUUCGGCGCCUACAUGACCGAUGCCCCGCACCCAGACUCGCAGUUCUUCGGCACCGGCGAGUGCUUCCUCUGGCGCUCUAGCGUGCUCCCACCCCCGGCAAACUUCCCCCUCACCCUCCAAGGCGAAGAAGGACCCCAAUCCGAGGAGGCGCUCGAGCGGGCUGGUCUUCCUCCCCCACCCUCCGCUGAUACCAUAACCGCCGGCCGCUGGAGCACCCUGCGCAACGACGGCAAAUCAAAGCCUGCGAGGGCGGAAUCGCCCUCUCACAAUCUUAACAUGAAUAUUAAAACUAAUAUCGCCGCUGCGAGUGGCGGUGUGCUUGCACCUCCGUCGCCUUCUUCUAUCCAUACCCCUUCGCGCAGUGGGGCGAGCACGCCUGAACGUAUUCGUUUCAAGGCUUUCCCCUACAGCGGGGUUAAUGAUUAUAUGAUCUUCUGUGAAACUGGAUUUCUCAGUCUAGGAGGCGGUGAUGGUCACUAUGGAUUGUGGGUUGACAGCAGUCUCGAAAAGGGCGUGAGUGCACCGUGUCAGACAUUCGGCAACGAGCCCCUCUCUGAUGAGGGCGUCAAGUUCGAUGUACUUGGAGUCGAGGUGUGGUAUGUGGGCUCUUGA